AUGAAACGGUUGCCAAGGUAUGGUCUCAUCUUAUUUUCCCAAAAAUUUGGCGAUAGCUUCGCCACCGCCCGAAAAAUUUACAGCGAUAAAGAACCUCCACGCAACCCGCCACCUAUUUACAUAUUUUUUGCGCGCGACGGUUCGCGGGUCUCGCGGGGUGACAUGUUGUGUGUGCAAAGGGGGCGGAGCCUGUUUGUUUUUCGAAGGUUUUGCAUGAAAUUUGGGUUGAUUUUUGAUGAGAAAAUUGAGAAAUGAAGAUUUCAAGGCAAAAAAACGAUUCUUGGGCAUAGUUUUGAUGAGUUAGCCUAACUUUUUUCGGUUUUCAUACAUUUUUCAAAUUUUACACAAUUUUUUAUCGAUUUUCUUGAAUUUUCCCCCAAAAAACUCACAAAUCGCUUCUAUUUUUCAAAUCCCAUCAAAAUUCGUGCGAAAUUCGAAAUCCUCCAAGUUUUCCAUCAAUAUUUCAUGCUGAAAAUCAGAAAAUUUGAAUUUUUCAUGUAAAAUUCAGAAAAAAAACCCACUUUUCUUCGAUAAUCCUCGCAUUUUCCGAUAAUUUCAGCUUGAUAAUUCCAGUAGAACAUCUGAAAAUUCAAUUUUUCACAAAAAAUCCACUGAUUUUCCCAGGAAAGCCAAAAAACCCGCGAAAAAAAAACGAAAAAUGAAAAUUUUCUCGUGUUGCGCUAAACAGCGGGCAAAGCGGAGUGUCGUUGUGAAAGUAAACAAUAAUUUUUUUUUUCUAUUUUUUUCUUUUUUUUUGGAUUUUUUGCCCACCAGGUGAAAUAAAAAUUUGUAUAUUUUGAAAAUUUCAAAUUUUCAGCCAAAAAUCUGAAAAUUCAAGUCAAUUUUGAGCCAAAAAUAUUAUUUUCAGCUCAAUUUUUUCCAGAAAAAACCAUAAUUUUCAGCUCGAAAAAUCUGAAAAUUAAAGAUUUUCAGCUUCCCAAAAAUUCAAAAAAUCAAAAAAAAAAUUUUUUUCAAAUCAUUUUCGACUCAUUUUCAUUUUUUUUCCAUUCACUCACUCAAAAAAUUUUUCUUAUCAGAAAAUUUUUUCUCAAAAAUAAAAAAAAAAUUUUUUUCGUUCACUUUUUAUUUCGGUAGAUAAAUUUAUCAUUUUUGCAUGUUACAUACUUUUUCGAAAAAAAUUUUUUUUUUUUUUUUUUUAAUUUUUAAAAAUUUUUUUGAUCUCCAAUUUUUGCAGGGCGCGCUCUCCUUGUACAUUUGUCAAAAUUUGGGCCGCACUUAUUGAUUCGAUGGAUUUUCAACAUUUCUAUUAUUCUAGUGUGAGUUUUUCUUGAUUUUCAGCAUGAAAUUCAUGCUGAAAAUAUUGAUUUUUUGCCUGAAAAUCUCAAAUUUUCAUGCAAAAAUGAUGAUUUUUGACCCCAAAAUCCAAUUUUCUCACUGAAAAUUCAUCAUUUUUGCCCCAGGUCAUACUUAUAAAAUUUUUUCCCGCUAUUUUUUCUAGCUCCAAAAAAAUUCCACUGUUUCAGAAUCCAUCGAGUAGUUCUGCACCGUAUUUCGAAACUAUGGUCAAGCCGCAAAGGUGGAGGAAUAAUGUUGUUGAAGGUGAGUACUGUAUGGGGUACUGUAGAUGGGGGUACUGUAGAAUGUUUGGAGUACUGUGGAAUUUUUUUCAAGCUGAGGGAAAAGUUGUGUUUUUUUUGUUUUUAAAUUUUGAAAAUUUGAAAAUUUCAAUGAUCCUUUAAAAAUUCAGCAGUACUGUAGAUUCAAGAAAUUGAUUACUGUAGACUUAUUUUUCAAAAAAAUACUGUAGAAAAUUUGAGUGGGGUACUGUAGAUGGAUUUGAGGAGUACUGUAGAUUACUGUAAAAAGUUUGGAGCACUGUGGAAUUUUUCAAGCUGAGGGAAAAUUGUGUUUUUUUUAAUUUUCAAAAUUAAAAAUUCUACUGAUCCUUUAAAAAUUUAGCAGGGGUACUGUAGAUGUAUUUUCAAAAGUAUACUGUAGAAAAUUUGGGAGGGGUACUGUAGUUUUGGUAUUUUCAAAUUUCGAAAAUCAAUCAAAAUUUUAUAAUGAUCCUUAAAAUUUAACUGGGGUACUGUAACCUACAGUACCCUCAAUUUCAAGAUUACUGUAGAUUUAGCGCAAAUUUUGCAGUCCGAGUUACUGUAGGUUAUCAGAAAUUCAUCUACAGUACCCUUGGCGCGAAAACUUUAUUUUUAAAAAGUUUAUGCACUUUUUGAAAAUAAGUUAGGCUAACGAACCUAUAAUUAUUUCAAAAUUGCUAGUUUUUCUUCCAAAUUUUCUUUGAUAAGCUGAAAAAGUGGAUUUUCAGCUUCCUGUUUUCGAAAAAAAAAAUUCAAAUUUUUCAGCCAAAAUUCUGAAAUUCAAAUUUCCCGCUCAUUUUUUCCCGCCAAAAUUCUAAAAUUCAAAUUUCCCGCUCAUUUUUUCCCGCCAAAAUUCUAAAAUUCAAAUUUCCCGCUCAAUUUUUCCCGCCAAAAUUUAAAAAAUUCAAAUUUUUUUCAGACACCUCAAAUCAUCAAAUGUUUUCAUGUGUGAAAUCGCGAGAGCUAUCAACCAGGUUAGUUUUUUUUUUUGGGCUCAAAAUUUUUUCUCUGAAAAACGCAUUUUUUGUAGCUAUACUAAUCUACAGUAUCCCCACAAUUUUUUGGACUUAAAAACACAAUUUUUUGUAUUUGUUCUUGGGGUACUGUACAUAGGCUUGACGUAGGUUUUCUGAUUUCUUGGACACUUUUUUUUUGAGCUGGGCUGAUAAAAAAUCCACGUGGCAAUUUUUUUUUGCUGAAAUUUUGGCUGAAAAUUAUCUAGAUAUUUUGAAACAGUAAUUUUUUUCGUAAGAAAAUAAUUGAAAAUUUGGAAAAAUUUGAGCAAUCAUCAAUUUUUCAAAAAUUCCGAAAAAUUAUCUAGAAAUUUUGAAACAGUGAAAAAUUUUUGAAGAAAAAACAAAAAGGUUAAAAUUUUAAUUUUUGAUCCGAAAUCUCUAAUUUUCAAUUUGUUCAAAUUGUCAUUGAAUAAUCAUCAAAUUUUUAUCUGAAAAAUUUAUCAAAUAAUUUUGAAACAGUAGAUUUUUUCUUGAGAAAAUAAUUGUAAAUUUUGAUUUUAAUAAUUGCUAGUUUUUCUAUUUUUCUAAAAAUCCGAAAAAUUAUCUAGAAAUUUUGAAACAGUGAAAAAUUUUUGAAAACAACACCAAUUUUUGCGAAAAUUUUGGGAGCAAAAAUUCAAAUUUUGUCAGAUUUUUCUCUGAAAAUUUUUCACUGUUUCAAAAUUUCUAGAUAAUUUUCCAGAAUUUUUUGAAAAUUAUUAUUUUCGCGAGAUAAGUUUUUUUGAAAUAAUUGAAAAUUUUAGUUUCAAGAAUGUAGGAGAAGCAUAAAUUUUUCGAAAAUUCUGAGAUCUAGAAAUUUUGAAACAGUAUAUUUUUUCUUGAAAAAAUAAUUUUAACUAUAGGGGAAUUUUCUGUAGAAGAACCAUUAAUGAAUUCAUCAUUUCGAAAAAUUCUGAAAAUUAUAUGUAGCAAUUUUGAAACAGUAUAUUUUUUUGAGAAAAUGAUUGAAAAUUUUAAUUUUAACUAUGUAGGGGAAAUUAAUGUAGGAGAUACAUCAAUUUUUCAAAAAUUCCGAAAAAUUAUCUAGAAAUUUUGAAACAGUGAAAAAUUUUUGAAGAAAUUUAGUUUUUUGUUCCGAAAUCUCUAAUUUUAAGUUUUGAUUAAUUUUGUUUGAAUAAUAAUCUAAUUUUUAUCUGAAAAAUUUAUCAAAUAAUUUUGAAACAGUGAAAAUUUUUAAAGAAAAAAAAAACAAAAAUGUCCCGAGAAAUUUUCGAGCAAAAAUUCAAAUUUUGUCAGAUUUUUCUUUGAAAAUUUUUCACUGUUUCAAAAUAAUUCGAUCAUUUUCCAGAAUUUUUUGAAAAUUAUUAUUUUCGCGAGAUAAGUUUUUUUGAAAUAAUUGAAAAUUUUAGUUUCAAGAAUGUAGGAGAAGCAUCAAUUUUUCGAAAAUUCUGAGAUCUAGAAAUUUUGAAACAGUUAAAAAUUUCUAAUAAAAUUUAAAUUUUUUGUUCUGAAAUCUCUAAUUUUAAGUUUUGAUUAAUUUUGUUUGAAUAAUAAUCUAAUUUUUAUCUGAAAAAUUUUUCAAAUAAUUUUGAAACAGUAAUUUUUUUUCUUGAGAAAAAUAUUGAAAAUUUGGAAAAAUUUAAUUAGAGCAAUCAUCAAUUUUUCAAAAAUUCCGAAAAAUUUAUCAAAUAAUUUUGAAACAGUGAAAAAUUUCUGGCAAAAUUCGAUUUUUUGGUCCGAAAUCUCUAAUUUUAAGUUUUUAUAAUUUCUUUUUUAUCAUUAAAUUAAAAAUUUAUAAUCUGAAAAAUUUAUCAAAUAAUUUUGAAACAGUAAAUUUUUACUCACAAGAGAGAAAAAAAUGAAAACAUCAUUUCAAAAAUCUUUGAAAAUUAUAUGUAGAAAUUUUGAAACAGUAAUUUUUUUCUGAAAUUUAGAAUUUUAUAUAAUCUUUAAUUUUCUGGCUGAAAUUUUAAUCUCUUAGCUUCUGCUCAAGAAACGGGACAGAAAGGCCUUAAAAAUUGAGUUAGGCUAAAUUAGACUAUAGGGGAAACAUCAAUUUUUCAAAAAUUCCGAAAAAUUAUCUAGAAGUUUUAAAACAGUGAGAAAUUUCUGACACAAUUUAAAUUUUUUGUCCGAAAUCUCUAAUUUUCAAUUUGUUCAAAUUGUCAUUGAAUAAUCAUCAAAUUUUUAUCUGAAAAAUUUAUGAAAUACUUUUGAAACAGUAAAUUUUUAUAUAAGCGGAAAAAUGAAUUCAACAUUUUAAAAAAUUCUGAAAAUUAUAACUAGAAACUUUGAAACAGUAAAUUUUUCUGAAAUUUAGAAUUUUAUAUAAUCUGUAUUUUUUUGCUGAAAAUUAUUUUUUCUUCAAAAUUUCCUGAAAUUUUGAACACUUACUUAGCCUAACUUGGCCUUGAAAUUGAGUGAGGCUAAAUUAGCCUAACUUAGGUUUCCUGGAAGAAAAUUCCAGUUUUUUCUAUAAUUUUUGAGCUAAGAAUUCCAAAAUUUGCCAAAUUUUUCUGCCCAAAAUUUUUUCCCACGUAAAAUUUCGUAUACUCCUUCACCCACAAUUUUUUUAUAUCAACUUUUUUUUUCUCGCGUGCUCACGAAAAAAAAAGUAAGUUGUGCUCGCCCAAGCCAUAUGUUCCUAAAUUCAAUAAGAAGUAUUUUUUUCGCGCCAAAAAAAUGAGAGAAGAGAGUGGAGAGAAGCAGAGAAAAAAGGAGAAAUCCAUUUUUAGCCUGGCUAGCCUAGAAAAAGCUCACAACUUUUUGUGUGCUCUUUUUUUCUCUCGUGCACAUUUUUUGGCUCACUCACUACUAUGUGAGCUCUUUUUUUUCCAGCUACGCCAAAUUUUUUUGUGUGUAUUUUUUUUGGAGCCGGACUCGAGGCUUCCGGUUUUUGUGGGUGUCUGUGUGUUUAAUUGUUUUGAACUUUUAUUUUGACGCUGGAUUUAUGAGUUUUGACGUUAAAAAUGGCCUGAAGUUGGGCUUUUUUGGGCUCAAAAUGGGCUUAAAAUUGAUUUUUUGCGCUAAAAAUGACAGUACUUUUAGAGAUUUCUCCAAAAAUCAAAAUUUUGUUCCGGAAAAAAUUCACUGUUUCAAAAUUUCUAGAAGAUUUUUGGAAGUUUGUGGUAAAUUUGAUAUGGUUUGUAUUCCUAAAACUUGAAUUUGAGUUUUGAAAUCAGGCCUGAUAAAUUUAGGCCUGGUAUUUUUAGGCCUGGUAUUUUUAGGCUUAGGCUUUAGGCUCACUUUUUUUCACGGCUUUUGAAAUUGUUUUGACUGAUUUUUUUCUGAGCUCCAAAAAUAAUUUUUUUUUUCGAUUUUUGUUUGUUUUUUCACCUGGAGGAAAAUUGAUUUUUGGAAAAUUUUUGGCGUGAAAAAAUCCACGCGAAAAAUUACAGUACUUCUAGAUUUUUCCCAGAAAAUCAGAAUUUUUUCCCCAGAAAACCUCACUGUUUCAAAAUUUGUUGAAUAUUUUUGGGGGGUUUUUGGAAUUUCGAUGGGUCUAGAUUUGCCCGAAAAUUAGAAUUUUUUUCUCCAAAAAAAAUUCACUGUUUCAAAGUUUCUAGAAAAUUUUUGAGGAUUUUUGCAAUUUUGAUGACAUUGCGAUUAACAGAAUCUGAAAUUUUUGAAUCAGUAUAUUUAUUUCAAUUUUUAUAAUUGUGUAUGAGAUUUGUGAAACCCAAAAAAAUAUUUAGAAAUUUUGAAACAGUAAUUUUUUCUGAGAGGAUUUGGUGAGCAUUUUUUUGGCUCCAAAAUUUACAAAAAUAAUUUUUCACAGAAAAAAGUCUGUUCAAAAAUUCACUGUUUCAAAGUUUUUAGAAGAUUUUUGGUGAAUUUGUGGGAUUUUGAUACCAGCUCCUUUAAAUGUCGUGAAAAAUCUCUGAAAAAUCAAUGUUUUCACUUGAUUUCGGCUCCAAAAUUAACCUGGGCUCAAAAUUGAUUUCUGAAAAUUUUCAGAAAAAUUCACUGUUUCAAAAUUUGUAAAAAAGAUUUUUUGCGAUUUUUGAAGCAAAAAUUAUAUGUUUCACCGUUUUGAUGCCAAAAAUAUCGAAUUUCUAGAUUUCCCCGAAAAUUAGAAUUUUUUUCUUCAAAAAAAAUCUCUGUUUCAAAGUUUCUAGAAAAUUUUUGGGAAUUUUUAGAAGUUUGAUCCCAUAUCGUUUAUCUUUAGAACAUUGCUGAACAUUUUUUGGCUCCAAAAUUCACAAAAACAAUUUUUCACAGAAAAAAGUCUGUUCAAAAAUUUACUGUUUCAAAAUUUCUUUGUUUCGAGUUUUCUAGACCUUUUUUUCUCUCAAAAUGUUUUUUUUUCCAAAUACCAAAACAAAAAAAAACCGGCCGCCUCCAGGUUUCAAAUUUCACCUUUCUUUUUCUCUGAAACAUUUUUUUUGGAAAAAAAAUUUUUCUCGAAAAAAUCUGACAUCAUAAGUUUUUGCUCUUGGGAUUUCCAUGCUCCACAAAAAUUUUGAACUUUUUUUUUCUUGGAGCACACAAAAUAUUUUUUUAGACAUCAGAAAUUUAUUUUUUUUUUCUCGUGUUUUUGCACUUGAAAAUGGAGAGGAUUAGUUGAAAGAGGGAUGAUCUUCUCAUAUUUUUUUUGAUGCUCAAAAAAUGUUUUUCUGAGUGCCCGCCUGGCUAGAAAAUUCAGGUUUUUUUUGAGCUCGAAAAAUUUUGAAAUUGGGAAUUCAUCUUAUCAAAAAUUUAUUUUCUUCAAAAUUUGUAUACAAUUUUUGAAACGUAUUUUUUUCGGGAAUUUUUGAAAUUGUUUUUUUUUUAGUAAAAUUGUUGGUUUUAUUUACUUAGAAAAGUGGAAUUGGAAAUUCACAACGCUACAAAAAUAUCUGAAAUUUUUGAAACAGUAAAAUUUUUUGAAUUUUUAUAAAUGGAAGUAUUGAGAUUUUUGAAACCCAAAAAAAUAUUUAGAAAUUUUGAAACAGUGAAUUUUUCAAAAAUUGAAAAUUGGAAUUUUUUCGACUAGAAAAUUUCACUAAUCAAAUACCAAAGUUAUCAAUUUUUCAAAAAUCAAGAAAAAUUUCUAGAAAUUUUGAAACAGUGAAUUUUUCUGAAAAAAAUGAAUUUUGUUCAAAUAUAAAACUGAGUAAUGGAUCAAUUCAUCUGAAGAAAAAAUGAAUUUCGCGACAUUUUUUGUCGCGAAAUUGCAAUUCGCGAAACGACACGAAAUUAAUAAAAUAAAGAAGGAAAUUCUUUUUUCGUGUGUUGGGUCUCGCAGCGAUUACGUGUCCCUUUAAUGUUUCUCCUUUAUUUUUGUGUUUAUUUCGUGUCGUUUCACGAAUUGCAAUUUCGCGACAAAAAAUGUCGCGAAAUUCAUUUUUUCGUCAAAUGAAUUGAUCCAUAAUCAAUUUUUCAAAAAUCAAAAAAAAAAAUAUUUAGAAAUUCUGAAACAGUAACUUUUUCUGAAAAAAUUGAAUUUUUUUCUACAUCGAAAAUGAGUACAUUAAUUUAUCCAAAACCAAGAAAAUGUUCUACAGUGCUCCACAAAAUGAUACGGUCAACAUGAAAAAUUCCAAAAAAUCGAAAAUCCGGAAAGCAUUAAAUUUUCAUGUUCAUGGGGCUUAAAUGGGCUCAAAAAGUUCAAUUAUUGGUCCAAAAACAAAUUUGAAAUUCCUGGUGAAAAAAUGAGAAAAUCGAAAAAUCUCAUUUUUGAGUUUUAUCCAAUCCACAAAAUGAUACGGUCAACCAUCAUUUUUCUUUAAUUUUCCAGUUUUUUGAUUGAAUUUCAAUGUGAUUAAGGCUGAAAUGGUGAAUUUUGGUGAUUUUAGAAGUUCUGUGUAAAAAUUAGCAUGCCUAGCUAGGUCACGAGGUCCAAAAAGGACCAAAUCAGGAAAACGUCUUUCAGAGUGCCAAAAUCUAGCAAAGUUUGAAACAUUUCCAGGUUCUGUCGACUACUUCGCCAGAAAAAGGUUAAAUGUAGCUUUUCUGAACUUCAUUGACAAUUUUCCUUCCAGAAAUCAGUGAAAAUUGUGAAAAAAUCGAAAAUUUUAUUACCUCGACUUAAUGAAAAAUGCUAAUUUUCUAAUUUUCCCAAGGAAAUGAAGAUCCCAUGGCACGAGAUUUUGAAGUUUAUUCAUCGGACACUUCGGAACAUUCAUCAGGUAUGUCCACUGACACAUGAUUAGCCAAAAAAUUGAACAAAAUCCACUUUGGAACCUACCAUAAUGAACUUUUUGAACACGCUGAUUAAUUAACUUAUCUUCGAUGACGAGAUCAGGCGAGUAAUGAAGUCAAAAAUCGAUUUAUGUUAUUGAAAAAAAAGUUUUAAGGCUUGUGGUUUUUUGAAAUCGUGUUUUAAUCAACAAAACUGACUGCUACCACUUGUUCCGCUGACCAACCACUUUUUUAAAAAAAUUUAAAAUUUAGAAAUUCAAGUACGACGUUUUCCUGAUGCUAUUUGUUCAAUUUUUGGCUAAUCAUGUGUCAGUGGACAUACCUGAUGAAUGUUCCGAAGUGUCCGAUGAAUAAACUUCAAAAUCUCGUGCCAUGGGAUCUUCAUUUCCUUGGGAAAAUUAGAAAAUUAGCAUUUUUCAUUAAGUCGAGGUAAUAAAAUUUUCGAUUUUUUCACAAUUUUCACUGAUUUCUGGAAGGAAAAUUGUCAAUGAAGUUCAGAAAAGCUACAUUUAACCUUUUUCUGGCGAAGUAGUCGACAGAACCUGGAAAUGUUUCAAACUUUGCUAGAUUUUGGCACUCUGAAAGACGUUUUCCUGAUUUGGUCCUUUUUGGACCUCGUGACCUAGCUAGGCAUGCUAAUUUUUACACAGAACUUCUAAAAUCACCAAAAUUCACCAUUUCAGCCUUAAUCACAUUGAAAUUCAAUCAAAAAACUGGAAAAUUAAAGAAAAAUGAUGGUUGACCGUAUCAUUUUGUGGAUUGGAUAAAACUCAAAAAUGAGAUUUUUCGAUUUUCUCAUUUUUUCACCAGGAAUUUCAAAUUUGUUUUUGAACCAAUAAUUGAACUUUUUGAACCCAUUUAAGCCCCAUGAACAUGAAAAUUUAAUGCUUUCCGGAUUUUCGAUUUUUUGGAAUUUUUCAUGUUGACCGUAUCAUUUUGUGGAGCACUGUAGAAAUUCUGAAACAGUGAAUUUUUUCUGAGAAAAUUAAUUUUUUUCUUCAUUAAAAAAAAGCAAGUUGAUCAAUUUUUCAAAAAUCAAGAAAAAAAUUCUAGAAACUUUUGAAACAGUGAAUUUUUUCAGGAAAAAUACUUUUUGUUUUUAAAGAAUUAAUUAGUUUUCAGAAAAUAAACAAAAUUUAUUUGAAACUUUUGAAACAGUAACUUUUUCUUCAAAAAAAAUGAUUUUUUGGUACCCAAAUACAGAAGUUAUCAAUUUUUCAAAAAGCAAGAAAAUAUAUUUGAAAAUUUUGAAACAGUGAAUUUUUCUGAAAAAAAAAAUGAUUUUUUGAUUCCCAAAAAGUGAAGUUAUCAAUUUUUCGAAAAUCAUCAAAAAAAUGUUCUAAAAAUUUUGAAACAGUAAAUUUUUUCCCCAAAAAUUCCCCUCCAAAUUUUCCUUGACUUUUUCUUCUUCUAUUUUCUAGUAUCCCUUUUUUGUUCUGAAUAUUUUUUUCUCCGUAAAAUAUUAUUAUUAUUAUUAUUUCAUAUUAUUAUUCGGGUUCUUCUUCUUCUUCAUUUUUUCCCAAUUUUUUUUGUCGUCGUCGUCGUCAACUGCUUUUUUUCUCUCCACAUUUUUUUCGUUGUUCUUCGCUAUUUUUUUCUAUUUUUUCUAGACCCGUAUACGAUUUCAAUUAUUUCCAUUUUUUCAUUCAUUCUUCUCUUCUUUUUUCUCCUUUUUUUAUUUCAUUUCUCUUUGUUUUUGUUGGCUUUUCCGGAAAAUUUGAAACUUUUUUUUGGAUUUCUGGACUGAAAAUCUAAAAUUCUCAAAAAUAUUUAUGAAAAUUUUGAAACAGUAUAUUUUUUGGAGAAUUUUUUGGAGGUUCAGAUUUGCAAAAAUUCACUGUUUCAAAGUUUUUUGAUGUUUUUUUUAAUACAAAAUUUUGGGUUCAAAUUUGAAACGAAUAUUGCUGUUAAAAACAAUUUUUUCGCUAGAAACAAAUAUUCAUGAAUAUUUUGAAACAGUGUUUUUGUUGAACUCAAAAUUCAAAAUUUCACAAAAAAAUUUAGAAAAUUCAAUAAUUUUUUGUGUCAUUCAAUUCUGAAAAUUACAAAUUUUCAGCAAAAUUUAUUUAAUUUUUUGAGCUCGAAAUUUAAAAAAAAAUCACUGUUUCAAAAAUUUCACAUUAGAUUUUGAACUAAAUUGAAAUUUUGGUAGACCGGUAAAAAAAAGAAGAAAAUUCACUGUUUCAAAACUUUUCUAUAUAUUUUCUAUUUUUUGUCAAAAUUUGUUUAGCUUUGUUUCUUUAAAUGUUCAAAUUCAGAAAAAUUUCCAAAGAGGAAAACUUCUCGAAAAAUACACUGUUUCAAUAUUUUUUGAUAAUUUUCUGGAGUUUAUUGAAAUUUCGAAAAGUUUAACAUAUAAAAUUGUAUUUUUUCCUCUCAAAAAAUCACUGUUUCAGUAAAAAUUGAUAGUUUUCUGGACUUUAAUCUGAAUUCAAUAUGACCAACAAUAGAUGUCCUGAAAUUCUGAAAAUUAUUAAUUCAAACAGCUUUUUUUCCACAAAAAAUCGGACUGUUUCAAAAAUUUUGCAUAAAAAUUUCUCAAAAACACUUUUCGAUAGAGUAUUUGUUUCGAUGUAUUCACAAAAAUUAACUGUUUCAAUAUUUUCUGAUAAUUUUUGCAAUUUUUGUCAGAUUUCGAUUCCCUCUCAAGCCUCUCCACAUACAACUUUUCAAAUUUAGACAACUUUUAAGAAAAAAAUUAUUUCGAAAAAAUUCACUGUUUCAAAAUUGUUCAAAUAUUUUUGUAGUUUUCUGGUUUAUUGAUACAUUAGAUCAUCUAUCUGAUAUAAAUUUUCCCACAUUUUUCAAAUUUUAGGGCUUUUUCCAGCAACAAAAAAUUCACUGUUUCAAAAUUUUUUAAAUAUUUAUCAGAGUUUUAUUGAGAUUUCGAUCACGGUUUGCUUCAUUUUGAAAUUUUUCAAAAAAUUCACUGUUUCAAAAAUUUCAGAUGUUUUUGGGGCUUUUUUAUUUAAUUUUGAUUGUGGAUAGUUUGCAAUCGGAAAUUAUUUUGAAAAAUUGUUCAAAAAUAAAUCACUAUUUCAAAAGCUCUUCAUCAAAAAUUUUGAAUUUUUGUGAAGUUUUGAUGAUUUUUUUCGGAAACAUUUUUUCAAAAAAUUUACUGUUUCAAAGAUUUUUGUUAAUUUUUUCUGAUUUUUUGUCAAAUUUAGUUUCUUAGAUGGUGUAGGUAGUUUCAAAUUCAUUCAAUUUUCAAGAAAAAAAUCACUGUUUCAAAAUUCUUUCAUUAAAAAAUUCAAAUCACAAUUUUUGAUAGACAUUGGAAAUAUCUGAUAAAAAUCCAGAAAAUUCGCAAAUCUGAUAAUUUUUGGAUAAAAAUUGCUCCAAAAAUACACGUGGCAUUUAUUGACGCGAAAAAUAUGAAUUUUCAAUGAAAAAUCUCACUGUUUCAAAGGUUUUUGAUUAUUUUUCUGAUUUUUGUAGAACUUUGAUUAUCUCGCGAUAAAUUCCGAGAAAAAAUUCACUGUUUCAAAAUUUUUUCAUAAAAUUCUCGAGUUUUAUCAAAUUUUGAUCAGUCGUUUUUAUUUGGGCGAAAAAGUAUGAAAUUUCAAUUCUCAAUAAAAAUUCACUGUUUCAAAAUUUUCUCAUAAUUUUCUGGAGUUUUAUCAAAAUUUAAUAAACAUUUUAAUUUUUUGAAAAAUUCUCAAAACAUCACUGUUUCAAAAUUCGUUCAUUGAAAAAAUUAAUUACGAAUUUUUGAUGGACAAGAGAUAUAAAAAUCUGAUAAAAAUCCAGAAAAUUCGAAAAUCUGAUAAUUUUUGGAUAAAAAAUUCAGAAAUUGCUCCAAAAAUACACGUGGCAUUUAUUGGUGCGGAAAAUAUUAAUUUUGAAUAAAAAAUUUACUGUUUCAAAUUUUUUCAUGAUUUUCUGGAGUUUUAUCAAAUUUUGAUACAUUCAACGAUAUGUUUUCUGAAAAAUUCACUGUUUCAAAAUUCACUCAUUAAAAAAUUCAAAUCAGUAUUUUUGAUAAACAAGGACCUAUUAGCCAUACACGCAAGAGUUCAAAUUCAUAAUAAGUUCCUAGAAAAAAAUUCACUGUUUCAAAUUUUUUCAUGAUUUUCUGGAGUGAUAUCGAAUUUUGAUACAUUCAACGAUGUUUUCUGAAAAAUUCACUGUUUCAAAAUUCACUCAUUAAAAAAUUCAAAUCAGUAUUUUUGAUAAACAAGGACCUCACGAAUCCAGAAAAUUCGCAAAUCUGAUAAUUUUUGGAUAAAAAUUUCUCCAAAAAUACACGUGGCAUUUAUUGACGCGAAAAUUAUGAAUUUUCAAUAAAAAAUUUCACUGUUUCAAAGGUUUUUGAUUAUUUUUCUGAUUUUUGUAGAACUUUGAUUAUCUCGCGAUAAAUUCCGAGAAAAAAUUCACUGUUUCAAAAUUUUUUCAUAAAAUUCUCGAGUUUUAUCAAAUUUUGAUCAGUCGUUUUUAUUUGGGCGAAAAAGUAUGAAAUUUCAAUUCUCAAUAAAAAUUCACUGUUUCAAAAUUUUCUCAUAAUUUUCUGGAGUUUUAUCAAAUUUUGAUACAGUUUGCGCAGUGAUGUGUGAAAAAUUCUCAAAAAAUUCACUGUUUCAAAAUUCUCUCAUAAAAAAUUCAAAUCACAAUUUUUGAUAAACCUCAUGAAUCCAGAAAAUUCUGAAAAUCUGAUAAUUUUUGAAUAAAAAUAUUCAAAAAUUGCUUCAAAAAACCACGUGGCAUUUAUUGCCGCGAAAAAUAUGAAUUUUGAAAUUUCAAUGAAAAAAUUUCACUGUUUCAAAGGAUUUUGAUUAUUUUUCUGAUUUUCCGGAAACUCUGAUGAAUUAAAAUUCAAAUUCAAUCUUUGGGGCCAAAAAUCUGCAAUUUUCAGCCUCAAUUUUCAAGUUUUCUCCUCUCAAAUUCUCAAAUUUCCUCCUCAUUUCACUUUGAAAAUUUGCAAUUCUCCAACGGCGAAAAAACAUUACAUUUUUUCUUCCUUCAUUAGAAUUUCGAUGUCGUUUUCUUCUUCUUUUUUUCCGCCUCUUCUCCAUUUUUUUCGCCGUUUUUUCUUGUCAAUUUUAAACGGCGCCGUUUAAUUUUGAAAAUAUAUUGCCAUUUUUUUGUGACGCUCGAAAAAUUUUUAAUUGAAAAAAAAGUUUUUGAGCUUUUCUAAGGGACCCAAAAUUACUGUAGCUCUGAUUUUGGCGCCGAAAAUUUAAAUUCAAAAGGUUACUGUAGGUCUGAUGAUUUUUGGCGCCAAAAAUAGAAGACGUGUGUCAAAUGUGUCAAUCACACAUACACCCUCAAUUUCAAUUUUCAAAUUAAAUUUCUUCAGUUUGAUGUGUGUCUGCGUCUCUAAUUUUUUCUCUGCGUCUCUGCGUCUCUAGCCUCUCUAGCCUCUCUAGCUUCUCUGCGUCUCUAACCUCUCUAGCCUCUCUAGCCUCUCUAGCCUCUCUAGCCUCUCUAGCCUCUCUAGCCUCUCUAGCCUCUCUGCGUCUCUAACUUUUCUCACAAAUUUUUGUCCGUCACGCAACAUUGCACAUUAUCAUCAUUGCCCCUAUUUUUCACUUUUUUUCCUCUUUCGAGCAUGAAAAAAAUGAGAUAUUUAUUAUUGACUGAAAAAUUAAUUAUUCUUUGAAAAAAAAAAUUAUUUCUCUUUUUUUUCCCGCGUUUUCCCCCGUUUUUUUUGGCCAAAAAUGGAGAAUUUUCUGGUUUUUUUGUUUACAAAUAUGUAUAUUUUGUUUAUUUUUGAAGUUUUCCCAACAAAAAAAUUUGAAAAAAAAUUCAAAUAAAAAUUUUUCUGUAUAGCUUAUCGAAAUUUCAAUAAACUCCAGAAAACCUUCAAAAAAUUUUGAAACAGUGAAUUUUUAUUUUUUUUUAUUUUUUCCCGUCCACCAAUAUUUCAAUCAAGUUCAAUAACUUAUCUGAAAUUUUUGAAACAGUGAAUUUUUUUCAAAAAUUUUGUGCUCAAAUAAUCAAAUGAAAAUAAAUUUUGCUGAAAAUUUGUAAUUUUCAGAAUUGUAUGACACAAAAAAUUAUUGAAUUUUCUAAAUUUUUUUUGCGAAAUUUUGAAUUUUGAGCAAUAAAUGUGUCAUCGAAAUCUCAAUAAAACUCUGAUAAAUAUGAAAUAAUUUUGAAACAGUGAAUUUUUUUUUGCUGAAAAUGGCUGUAAAAUUUGAUGUAGUAUCAAAAAACCAGAAAACCCAAAAAAUAUUUAAAAAAUUUUAAAACAGUGAAUUUUUUUGAAAUAUUUUUUUUCUCAAAAGUUGGCUGAAUUUGAAGAAAGGUACAUAUAUUCUCCAUUAAAAUCUGACAAAAAUUGCAAAAAUUAUCAGAGAAUUUUGAAACAGUGAAUUUUUGUGAAAAAAAGGUGUUUGAAUUCAGAAUUUUCAGAAUUUUAGUCCAGAAAACUAUCAAUUUUUACUGAAACAGUGAUUUUUGAGAGGAAAAAAUACAAUUUUCUGUAUCGAAAUUUCAAUAAACUCCAGAAAAUUAUCAAAAAAUAUUGAAACAGUGAAUUUUUUUUCUCGAAAACCCUUUUUUCUCGCAUUAAAAAAAUUAAAAUAAAAUUCACCUCAUUUUUUCAGCCACAACAAAACUGGAAUCGCAGAUGUUGUCGCCGCGUCGUCGCUGAAUUCGUCGCACGAAUUCAGAUUUGAGCAGUCGGAAGAAUCGCAAGACGAAGUAUUUUUUGAGCGCCAAAAUAGUUGUAGGAGACAGUGGGCAGCAGAAGCAGACGACGAGAGUGGCGAGAGAGCGAGAGGAGCAGCAUCGACAUAUCAGCAGCAGCAGCAGCAAAAUUUGGUUGUGCCCACACUUUUGGUCACAUCGACACCGUCCACGUGGAUUGGAGAGCAAGGUGAGAGACGCAGAGGGCUAGAGAAGCUAGAGGAGGUUAGAGAUGCAGAGGAAUUAGAGAUGUAGAGCGCUAGGAAGCGUUGUUUCAUGAGAGACGGCUAGAGAGCCUAGAGAGUGUGAGAGAGAGCGCUAGAGAAAACAGAUUACUAGAGGUCAGAGACGCAGAGAAAUCUGGGAAAUUAGAGAGUAUAGAAUUUUGAGAGAGGUUUGAGGGUUAGAGACGCAGAGGAAUUAGAGAUGCAGAGCGCUAGAAAGCGUUUUUUCAUGAGAGACGGCUAGAGAGUCUAGAGAGUGUGGUAUUUGAGAGAGUCAGAGACGCAGAGAAAUCUGGGUAGUUAGAGAGUAUAGAGUUUUCGGAGAGGUUAGAGGGUUAGAGACGCAGAGGAAUCAGAGAUGCAGAGGGAUAGAAAGCGUUGUUUUACGAGAGACGGCUAGAGAGCCUAGAGAGUGUGGUAUUUGAGAGAGUCAGAGACGCAGAGAAAUCUGGGUAGUUAGAGAGUAUAGAGUUUUGAGAGAGCUACAGACGUGGCAGAUUUGAAAUUUUGUUUUUUUUCUCCAAAAAUUUGAAAAUAAUUUGAAACAGUGAACAAUUUCAUUAAAAUUUCAGAAUUUUCAAAUUUUCAUCUCCAAAAUUCACCAAAAUCCACCAAUUUUCUUCCAGAACACAGUGAAUAUUACGAAUAUUCGUCGUCCUCCAACAUGUCUGGCCUAUGUUUCCAACUUCAAAGCGGCAUUCACAAAAAGCAGAUCAAUGUGGACGCGAGCGAAAUAUCGCUUCGAGACCUGCGCAACGAAUCGUUCGACUUCAUCAAGGAAAUUGUGAGUUUUCCCAGGAUUUCUGGGUGAAAAAUGGUCUUUUUCACCCCAAAACUAAUGAAAUUUUGAAGAUUUAUAUAUGAUUUUGCUCGAAAUUUCACGCUUUUUCACAAUCUCACAUCAAAAUCUCAUUCAAAAUCCAAGUUUCCCCUGAAAUCCCGUGAAAACGCGAGAAAAACAUAUUUGCGCGUCAAAUUGUGUGUGUUGUGUGCAGUUGUGUGCAAACACCACUCCAGCCCGCCGGAGUUUUUAUUUUUCGUUUUUUGAGGGUUUUCCAGGGUUUUCCAGGGUUUUGAGGCCGAAUUUUUGAAUUUUAACAUCAAAAUUAGAAAAAUCUGGAAGAUUCUGUGAUUUUUGAUGAAAAUUUGAAGAUUUUCGAUGAAAAAUGAAGAAUUUUGACGUGUUUUUCGAGAAAAUUGAAAUUUUGUGGAUUUCCUCAUUUCUAAAUUCAUAGAUUUGAAGAAAUGGUUGGAAAUUAGAUGAAUUGUGAGUUUUAGCAGGUUUUUUUGAGUUUGCCGCGAAAAAUUCGGGAAUUUUGUGGGCGGAGACUAAAAAUCAAUAAAUAAAUCGAUUUUUAACGGAAAAACUGGAUUUCAAAGUGAAAUUGUGAUGAAAAACGUUGAAAUAUCGAUUUUCCCCAAAAUCAAUCAAUAAAUCGAUAAUUUUGUGUUACAGUACCCGGACAAAGGAUGCGAACAUCUGAAAGAUCACAUUUUGCUCUACAAACACGACAUGCGAUCGAUCAAUAUUUUGCAACUAAUCAAUACGUCGGCUGACGUCACAGAUGGAGCACUUGUUGAAGUUGUGCUAAGUUGUGAGUUGAUUUUGGGCGGAAAAUAUGUAAAAAUUGCGAAAAUUCGAGGUUUUUUGAGCUACAGUACGAAAAAUUAUUGAUUUUUGAGCUGAAAUUCACUGAAUUGUGAAAAAAUCAGGUUUUUAACCUGAAAUUGAGCUACAGUAUGAUUUUCUGCACGUAAAAUUAAAGGCGCAGGUUUGAAAUCAGGUUACAGUACUCCUGGAUUAUUUUCAAACGAAAAAUUUGGUUCUCGAGCUGAAAAUUCAGCUACAGUACUCCUGAACCCGCCAAAAAUUCAAAUUUCCAAAUUUUUGGGCUCAAAAUUUGAAAUAAAGUAUUCCUGGACCUGAAAAUGCUGAUUUUCUGGCUACAGUACCUCCAAAUUGGCUCCAUCCAACGUUUUUUCCAAGAAUUUUCUAGAAACAUGUGAAUUUUUGUUGCCUAAUUGGCUUCUUUAUUUAUUAUAUCUAGAAGUUUCUAUUUCUCCUCAUUUCUCGCUAAUUUUUUACCGGAAAUUUGAAAUUUUUCAUGAUUUCCGCUAUUUUUUUCACUCGCUUUUCAAUUUUCAUAAUUUUUUCUCGUGAAAACACAUCACACCCCCACUCUCAAUUAAUUUUUUUUGAGUUUUGAGUUUUUGAUUUUUUUUCUGGCGGAAAAAAUAUUCAAAUUUUAGUUGCUGCAUCAAAAAGAAAAGCAAUUAUUCAAUUAAAUGUUUCUAAAUAAAUUUUUUUGUUGAAACAGUAAAUUUUUUUGGCUCUAGAAUUUUUAGCUAUUCAAUUGUACUGGUUCUUAUUGUCAAUUGUAGAAUAUUGAAAAUCUCGAAAAUUUGUGAGAUUUUUGAAACAGUAGAUUUUCGACCCCAAAACAUGAUCUCUUAUUGUAAAUUUCAAAAAUUUUGAAAAUUUGAGAAAUUUUUGAAACAGUGAAUUUAUGGAAGCUGAAUUUUUUUGCAAUUCAAUUUUUUUUUGAGAAUUUUUGGGCUCAAAAAUUUACUGUUUCAAAAAUUUUCAUAUUAUUGUAUGUGCAAUAUUGGGAAUUCAGAAUAUUCUUGAAAUUUGGAAAUUAUUUGAAACAGUGAAUUUUUGAGAUGCUACAUUUGGUUUUUUUUUUCAAAUUGAAAAAAAAUUUAAGAAGUUGUGAGAUCCUAAAUUUCAUUCAAAAUUUAAAAAAAAAUUCACUGUUUCAAAAAAUUCUUAAAUUUUUGAAAAGUUCAAAAUUUUCGGUUGAACUUCUAUUUUUUUCGUAACAUUAAAAUUUUGACAAAGUUUCAGCAUUCAAAAUUUUAAAAAUUAAUUUUUUUUGCUAAAAAUUGUACUCAAAUUUUAAUUUUCAAUAGCUGAAUACCGAAUGGAACAAACAUUCAUUUCAAUAUUUCAAAUUGAAUUUUUUCUGAAACAGGAAAUUUUUCCGGUUUUUUCCUUCUAUGGAUUAUAGAAUUUUGAAAAUCUCGAAAAUUUGUGAGAUUUUUGAAACAGUAGAUUUUUGACGACAAAAACACAGUUUUAUUGUAAAUUUCAAAAAUUUUGAAAAUUUGAGAAAUAUUUGAAACAGUGGAUUUUUGGGAGUUGAAUUUUUUGCAGUUCAAAUUUUUUUGAGAAUUUUUGGGCUCAAAAAUUCACUGUUUCAAAAUUUUUUAUUUAAAUGUAUUUAUAGUUAUUGGGAAUUUAGAAAAUUUAGAAAAUUUGAGAAAUUUUUGAAACAGUGAAUUUUUGAGAUGAGAAAUUUGGUAUAUUUUUUCAAAUUGACAUGAGACAAAAUUUACAAAAAAUUGUUCCAUCUUAAUUCAAAUAUAUAUUUUUAAAAAAUUCACUGUUUCAAAAAAUUCUCAAAUUUUUGAAAAGUUUAAAAUUUUCAGUAAUUUUCGUGUUUGAGAAUUUUUUGAAACAGUACAUUUUUGGGAAAUUUUUAGAGCUACAAAUUUACAUUUCAAUUUUUUUUAAAUAGUUAUUGAGAAUUUAGAAAAUUCGUGAAAUUUGGGGAUUAUUUGAAACAGUGAAUUUUUGGGAUGAGAAAUUUGUUUUUUUUAUUGAAAAAAAUUUAAGAAAUUGUAUUAAAAAUUCACUGUUUCAAAAAAUUCUCAAAUUUUUGAAGAGUUUAAAAUUUUCAGUAAUUUUCGUGUUUGAGUUUUUUUUGAAACAGUAAAAUAUUGAACUAAAUUCAAAAAUUUAGGCUCCGAAAAUAGAUUUAUCAAAAAAUCUGAUCUUGAACUUUUUAGCUCCAGCCAUCAAUUUUUUUCGCCGAUUUUUUUUCAUUCAAAAUUUUCUCCUUCUCCUCCUAUAUCUAUAUAUUUUUCAUAUAUAUAUAAAUAAAUCUGAAAAAAAAAAGAGAAAUAUAGAUAUGUAUAUAAUUAUUAAAGGGAGGAAGAAGAGUAAAUAAACACGGCGUGUUUUGUGAAAAAAAAUUGAAAAAAAAAAGUUUUUCGCUUCUUUUUUUUUUCUGGUGGCUUUUCCUCUGUGAAAUUAUUCAUGAUUUGGUUUUGUUUUGGUUUGUUUUUGAGGCGAGAUUUGGAGCAGAUAAAUGCUCUUUUUGAAAAUCUGAAAAUUUUUGCUGAAAAUGUACCGAAAAAAUCCUCAAAUCCGAUUUUUUCUCAAAAAAAGCACCAAAAAUCACAAAAAAUUUUUCAAAUUUCAAAAUUUCCCGCCUAAAAAAACUCUGCGUCUCUAACUCCCCCAUUUUUUCCCGCCUAAAAAAUGAUGAAUUUCCCGUCAUCAUCUUCUCUCACUACAUUUUCCCCUUUUUUCCACAAAAAAAUGUUUUUUUUGGCUGUCUGAAAGUGUACUUGAAAUUGAGAAAUUGGCUUGAUUUAGGCUCAGAAAGUGGCACAAUUUUUUGCCAAAAAAAGUUUUUUUUGGGAACUUUUUUGAGUGGAAAAUCUAGAAAUUCUUCUGAAAAAUUUCAAAAAAAUUUAAUUUUCACAAUUUUUUUGCCCAAUAAUCUGAUAUAAUCCGAGUUUUUCCCCUUUUUCCCCUUUUUUCUCGAUUUCAAAUCAUAAUAAGAUGAUAAUCCGUGUGGCGGAGCACUGAAAAAAAGCUUUAUAUUUUAUUUUCAUAUUUUAUAUAUCCAUAUUUUUUUUCUCCCAACGAAAUUUGCGCUCUUUUUUCUCUCUCUAUAUCUCUAUGUUUUUGCACUUUUUUGCGCGGGGUUUUGAGCAUUUUUAGCCGGAAAUUCUGGAUUUUCAGCACCAUUUUUUACGCUAAAAAUUUGACCUGAAAUUGAGGAUUUUUAGCUAGAAAUUUUAGAGUUCCAGCUCAAUUUUAGGCUCAUUUUCAGGCUGAAAAUAUGACCUGAAAAUUAUAAUAUUUAGCCAAUUUUCAGACCUGAAAUGAAUCUGAAAUUGAGCAUUUUUAGCUAGAAAUUUCAGAAUUUCAGCUCUAUUUUAGGCUUAUUUUCAGGCUGAAAAUGUGAUCUGAAGUUAAGCUAGAUUUUGCUGAAAUUUCAGAGUUCCAGCUCUAUUUUAGGCUGGAAAAUUGACCUUAGACUAAUAAUUUUUAGCCAAUAAUUCAAUUUUUUUCUGAAAAUCUGGAAUUUUAGCCACGUUUUUGGGAGUCCUGAAAUUUCAGAGUUCCAGCUCAAUUUUAGGUUUUUUUUCAGGCUCAAAAUUUGACCUGAAAUUGAAUUUUGAAGCUGAAAAUCCAGAUAUUUUAGCUCUAAAAAUUUUAUUUUAAAAAAAUUGCUGAAAAUCCUUCUUGAACUAAAAAAUUUCUGGAAGAAAUUUAUCGCCAAAUCAAUUUUCGGUUCAAUAUUUUUUCACUGUUUCAAAAUUUUGAUGAAAUAAUUUUUUGAAUUUUUGAGAAUAGUGAAGGUUGAAACUUUGCCACGUGGAUUUCUUGAAAACCAGUUUUAUAUACUGAAAUUCUGACAGCUUGAAUUUUGUGCCACGUGGCAUUUUUCCCCAAGACUUCCUCUAACUUCAUUUGAUUUUCAAAGAAGAUUCUCGUAGUAAUUUCCGCCCCUUUUCAAAAAGUUUUUAAAGAAUAUGUAUGUGUAUUCCGGUUUCAAACUAGACUCUAGUCUAGAUCAGAUUUCUCAUAUUUAUUUUUUUUUUGAGAAAAUAAAUAGGUCAAUUUUUCUGCUGAACUUUUUUAUUUCAUACAUUUUUAAUGGAGUUUUUUUUUAAAUUGAUUUUUCUGGAAAUUUGGAAUUUCUGGGAUUUUUGGUGCCAAAAAUUGAAGUUUUAACUGAAAUUGUGCCACGUGGAUUUCUGGAAUUUUCAAAAAUUUCAUAUUUUUCUGACUUUUUUCCCUUGUGAUUAUCGAUUUUUUUCGUCUCUGACUGAAAUUCUGCUGAAACCCUCAAAAUUUCAAGGCAUUUUUCUUCGCUCGAAGAGGAGGAAAUGCAAAAAUGCCAGAUCGAAAGAUAAAAAAGCAGGAGAGAGCGAAAAGUUGUGUGACGGGUGGAAGUUCGCCGUUUUCUGGCCGGCGAUCGCCGCGACUCGGCGAAAAUACGAAAGCGAACACAAUCGGAGGAGCCGAUCCCGAUCAUUUCAAACAAAUUCAGCAGCAAAAAUCGUUUCAAAUUGAAGAAGUUGUCACGAUUUUCACGGUGAAACAAGAGGGAACGAAUGGCAAGAAGUUGAAUUAUCAACAGCAGCCGGAUGUGGGAAAAAGGACGGUUAUUGUUGGUGAGACGAUUUGGAGCACUUUGGCUCGAUUUUUAAGCCAAAAUUUGGAUUCCGGGCCGUUUUUUGAGCCCAGAAAUGGGUUUUUUGGUGAAAAAUGGUCCAGAAAUACUGUAGACGUGUUUUUUAGCCAAAAUUUGAAUUCCGGGCCGUUUUUUGAGCCCAGAAAUGAGUUUUUGAUGAAAAAUUCACCAAGAAUAGUUCUGUAGCUCAAAUUUUCAUCAAAAAUUGAAUUUUUGCGAGUUUUUUCAUCCCAGAAACGUGUUUUGAGAAGUUUGUAGCUUGAAAACAUGAAAAUGGGGCAUUUUUGACCCUGGGAAUGUUUUUCUCAUGAAAAAUUCACCCGGAAUAGUUUUGUAGCUCAAAUUUUCGGAUUUUUGCGAAUUUUUGACCCCAAACAGUUUUUUUCAGGAUUUUCUAGCUUAAAAACCUAAAAAUAAGCUUCUAGAGCAUUUAUACUUUGAUUUUGAGCUCAAAUUUCACAUUUUCGGGAUUUUUCGACCCUGGAAGCCUUUGGGGUACUGUAGCUUUAUUUUCAACCUGAAAAUUGGAUUUUUUUUUUUGAAAAAUUGACCUGAAAUUCAGAUUUUUUGAGUACUGUAGCUCAAAAUUUCACCAGAAAUUUCAGAUUUUAUAAAUCUUCAAUUUUCAUUUCAAAAAAAUUCUGAAAAUCCUCUUAAACUUUCCAUUUCCUCUCUUCUAAUCUUGUGAACAUUUGAUGACUCAAACAAGAAAAAAAUGAGCAAAACAUUUUGGAAAAUGAGAAAAACACGUGGCGAUUAAAUAUACGCUUCUUCUUCUUUUUUUCGUGUUGAGGAGAAGGAUUAUCCCUAAUAAAUUUGUUUACACAUUUUUUUUCAGAAAAAAAAAUGUAUGACAUAUGAGAGAUUUGUUUUAUUGGAUGAACGCGGGGAUUUUUGGGGCUGAAAAAUUGAUAAUUUCAGCCUAGCAUUUAGAAAAAUGUGGAAUUUUUAGUGAAAAAAUAGAAAAAAAAUUCACUGUUUCAAAAUUUUGUGAAAUUUAGGUCAUGAAUUUUUUUUUGUUCAAUUUUCCAGAAAAGGUAUUUAAAAAAAUUCACUGUUUCAAAAAUAUUUUAUAUUUUUUGGAGAUUUUCUGAAAGUUGAUCUAUCGCGAACUUCAGGAAUAAAUUUUAAAAAAUUCACUGUUUCAAAAUUUUUUGAUAUUUUUAUAGGGUUUUCAAAAAGUGAUCCCUUGUCCAAAAAAGCUUGAAAAAAUUUCAGAUUUAAUUUUGGUAUUGGAAUUUGUGCUGAAAAUUCUAGAAUUUUUACAGGAAUUUCAGAAUUGGGUUUCCAGAUUCUCUUUUUUUUUCUGGAAUUUUUUAAAAUUAAAUAUUAAAAAAAUCACUGUUUCAAAAUUUUUUGAUAUUUUCAUAGGGUUUUCAAAAAUUGAUUUUUUCCUUAAAAGUUUUCAAAAAAAUUUCAGAAUUUUUCUGUGAAUUGUCUUCAAUUGUCUUCGUUGCAAUCAGGUUUCUAGAUUUUCAAAAUUUUGAAGACAAGAAUUUGAAACAGUGAAUUUUUUUUUCACAAAAAAAUCCCUUUCAAAAAUCCCCCAUUUUUCCAGCGAGCCCUCAAAAUGAGCGAAUCGUCGUGCAUCCUCACACACUUUUUGUGCACUCCUACAAAGUCCCGACAUUUUGUGAUUUUUGUGGUGAACUCCUAUUUGGUCUCGUAAAACAGGGCCUAAAAUGUCGUGGUUGCGGGCAGAAUUAUCACAAAAGAUGCGCCUCGAAAAUUCCGAAUAAUUGUAGUGGAUCGAAACAGCGAAGACCGUCGGCUAUACCAUUGUCGCCUUCUAAUUCGAAUAUGUUGACUGAGAGAAGGGUGAGUGGGUUUUGGAGGGAUUUUUAUUGAAAAUUGAACAAUUUUGAACCAGAAUUUGAUGAAAAUUAGAUGUUUUCUUGACUAGAAAAUCAUGAAAAUUGAUUUUAAAAUUUUCAAAAAUUUUACUGUUUCAAAAUUAUUUUUUAUAAUUUGGUGAACAUCUGAAAAUGUUUUUUUUUCAAAAUUUUUUAUUAAAAUAUCAAUUCUGCAAAAAUAUUGAUACUUUUCUGCUUGUUUCAGCAGAAAAAUUUCGUUGAAAAUUUCACUGUUUCAAAAUUAUUUGAAUAUGUUUUCAUUUUUCAUUAUUUUUGAUAGAUAUCAAUCAUUUUCAGAAAAAAACAUCUUGGAUCAUUCAGAGAAGCAUGUUUUCUUGACUAAGAAUUUUUCAAAAAUUUCACUGUUUCAAAAUUAUUUCUUACAAUUUUGUGAAAAGUUGAAAAUAUUAUCUCAAUUCGAUGAAAGAAGGAAAAAUAGUUUUUUUUUUGUGAAAAUUGGAAUUUUGACCUAAAAUUUGAUGAAAAAUGGAUUAUUCCAGUUAUUUUUCUACUCAUAUUCACCAAAUAAUUUUUUUUUCAAAAAUUCACUGUUUCAAAUUUUUUCUUAUAAUUUUGUGAACAUUUGAAAACCUAAUUUCCCUGUUGUUUGUCGAAAAAAAAUAUCACUUGAAAAGUUUUUGAAAAUCUGAUGUUUAAAAAAAAAUAAUUUACUGUUUCAAAGUUUUUUAUUAAAAUAUCAAUUUUGCGAAAAAUAUUGAUUUUUUUUGCUUGUAUCUUCAGAAAAAUUUUGUUUAAAAUUUCACUGUUUCAAAAUUAUUUGAAUAUGUUUUCAUUUUUAACUAUUUUUGAUAGAUAUCAAUCAUUUUCAGAAAAACAUCUUGGAUUUUUAGAUGUUUUCUUGACUAGGAAAUUUUUAAAAAAUUUCACUGUUUCAAAAUUAUUUCUUAUAAUUUUGUGAAUAUUUGAAAAUAAUUUUUCCAUUCGAUAUGAUAAAAAAUGAAAAAUAGUUUUUUUUGUUAAAAUUGGAAUUUUGACCUAAAAUUUGAUGAAAAUUGGAUUUUUCUAGAUUUUUCAGUUAGAUAACAUCAAAAAAUUUCACUGUUUCAAAAUUAUUUGAAUAUGUUUUCAUUUUUCACUAUUUUUGAUAGAUGUUAAUCAUUGUCAAAAAAAAAACAAAAUCUUGAAUUCUCAGAGAAGCAUGUUUUUUGAAUAGGAAACCAUGAAAAUUGAGUUUAAAAAUUUCACUGUUUCAAAAUUAUUUCUUAUAAUUUUGUGAAAAGUUGAAAAUAUUAUCUCAAUCCGAUGAAGGGGAAAAAAUAGUUUUUUUUCGUUAAAAUUGGAAUUUUGGCCUAAAAUUUGAUGAAAAAUGGAUUAUUCCAAAGCCCAAAAAUCACCCUAAAAUAUUUUCAAAAAUUCACUGUUUCAAAUUUUUUCUUUUAAAAUUUCAAAAAUUGAAAUUUUUAAUUAUUAUGAAAUUCAAUGCUACUGGCCGUUGAGCUUGUAAAUCUGAUAUUUCCAAUACUUUUUUGAACACAUUUGCCAUUGUUUAGUUCGAAAAUUUGUAUUUUUCAUGAAAAUUGAUUUUUUUUAUUGAAAUUUGAGAAAUUUUGACCCAAAUAUUGAUGAAAAUUGGAUUUUUCUUGACUAACAAACCAUGAUGAAAAUUUGUAAGAAACCAUGAUGAAAUUGAGUUUAAAAUUUUUCAAAUAUUUUACUGUUUUUAUUUUUCAGUUAGAUAAAAUCAAAAAAAAAAUUCAAAGAAAUUUUACUGUUUCAAAAUUAUUUCUUAUAAUUUUGUGAACAUUUGAAAACCCAAUUUCCUUGUUGUUUGUCGAAAAAAAAUAUCACUUGAAAAGUUUUUGAAAAUCUGAUAUUUAAAAAUAAUUUACUGUUUCAAAAUUUUUUAUUAAAAUAUCAAUUUUGCAAAAAAUAUUGAUACUUUUCUUCCAAUUCGAAUAUGUUGACUGAGAGCAGGCAUGUUCAUUUUGCCGGCAACGCCGGCCGUUUGCCGUUUCAAAAACAGCGACGGCAGCCGCUGCUGUUUUGAAAAAAUAACACAAAACAGCAUGCCGUGGCUGCCGUGCCGAAAUGCCGGCAUUGCUGUCUAUUUCGUGAAGAAAAUUGUCGAAAUCAUCGAACAAAUCCUCCAAAAACACUCACAUUCAGAAUUAAUGAGAAAAGGAGCUUGACAAGAACCUCUUCAGCUCGCGGUCGAGUUUUGAGCUGAAAAUUUUUUUGGGGGUAGUUUGCGAUGUUCUAAUGGCCGUAUAAAAAAUUCAGCUGCUGAACUCCACUCUGAGCACAAGAAAGUGAGCUCCGAAGUUUGAGCAUUUUCAAGGGCGCCGCGCCAGUUUUAUUCUCUUUGAAAUUUCAACUGAAGUAAAAAUAACUAGCAAAGCGCAGCAGGUUAGCGGAUAGCCCCUUGAGGCAAUGCUGUGGGGUUCGACUCCUGCUCCCUCCAACAUUUUUUAAUUUUUUUUUCUUUUUCAAGAAAAUGACUUUGGAGUACUGUAACUGAUUUAAAAAUCGAUUUUUUGAAAAUCUGAUCAUACGGGGUUGUUCUAGAGGGUCAAUUAUAUUGAAAAAUGAGUUCAUAUAAUUUUUCGAGAAAAUUCAUUUUUCUUCAAAAUUCAUGGUCAUCUGGUUGGAUGAAAAUUUUCGAAAAAAAUUUUUUUUUGAAAUAAGUUCAGUUUUCAUGAAAUUGAUCAUCCUGAACAACUCUGUAAAAUCCGAUUUCCAUAAAAACCGUUUCUAGAAAAGUUAUCGCUUGCGAAGUUUUUUUCUCCAGAACGAAGAUAGGAUAAUCGGGAGUUUUUCUCGAAUUUGACUGGUUUGGAAUGUUGUAAAUUGAAGAUUUUUAAGUUUCUAUCAAAAAAUGAUUUUUUUUAUUAGAAAUGUUGGUAUUGUCAUUACGAAAAUAUAAAAACCUUGGAAGAGAACCGAAAUGGCCUAGGAAACCAAUACUACAGUAGACUUCGCAAAAUUUUGGAGUCCAUUUGAAAAAUAAAAUGCAAAAUUAACACGUUGGCUAUUUGCCAACCAGUUUGAUGUGCAUGUGUCACGUCAUUUUUAGUCUACUGUACGUGACCGCCAAUUCAAAUGGGGGUUCUUUUAUUUUCGGAUUGACAAUAAAUCAUUAUCUUUUCUCCCACGAUUUCAAUUGCAAUUGCCCGACAAGCGAAGAGCUUAUAAUUUGGGAAUAUGAAUUCAAAUUUAUCAUAAGUUUUGAGAGCUGUUGGUAUAAUUCAACAUUUAAAGUUUCUAAUAGGGUUUGUUCUCAUUAACUUUUAAGAAAUUGGGUGAAAAGGACAAAAUUCUAGAGAAUGGCAACAUAAUUCUUCUCUUCGACCAUUAACUUUUCUAGAAACGGUUUUUAUGGAAAUCGGACUUUACAGAGUUGUUCAGGAUGAUCAAUUUCAUGAAAACUGAACUUAUUUCAAAAAAAAAAAUUUUUCGAAAAUUUUCAUCCAACCAGAUGACCAUGAAUUUUGAAGAAAAAUGAAUUUUCUCGAAAAAUUAUAUGAACUCAUUUUUCAAUAUAAUUGACCCUCUAGAACAACCCCGUAUGAUCAGAUUUUCAAAAAAUCGAUUUUUAAACUAGUUACAGUACUCCAAAGUCAUUUUCUUGAAAAAGAAAAAAAAAUUAAAAAAUGUUGGAGGGAGCAGGAGUCGAACCCCACAGCAUUGCCUCAAGGGGCUAUCCGCUAACCUGCUGCGCUUUGCUAGUUAUUUUUACUUCAGUUGAAAUUUCAAAGAGAAUAAAACUGGCGCGGCGCCCUUGAAAAUGCUCAAACUUCGGAGCUCACUUUCUUGUGCUCAGAGUGGAGUUCAGCAGCUGAAUUUUUUAUACGGCCAUUAGAACAUCGCAAACUACCCCCAAAAAAAUUUUCAGCUCAAAACUCGACCGCGAGCUGAAGAGGUUCCCUUGUGAGACACGCGCGCGCGAGACUGUUUAAAUAAAUUGUGUGUGCGACGGUUUACGGGUUGCGCGCUGUUGUGUGUGUUGUGUGCAGGGGGCGGAGCGACGCCCUUCCCCUUCCCUUUUCGAAAAACGGCAGCCAGCCGGCAAGCCGCGGCUGCUGUUUUUUGCUAUUUUCUUCUUUGCUGCUCGGCCAGCAAAACAGCGAAGCCACGCCCACACGGCAGCCGUGCCGUCCGGUCAGCAGGCAGAAUGAACAUGCCUGACUGAGAGAAGGGUGAGUGGGUUUUGGGUGGAUUUUUCUUGGAAUUUGGAAAAAUUUGAACCAAAAUUUGACGAAAACCAUGAAAAUUGAGUUUAAAAAUUCCUAAAAAUUUCACUGUUUCAAAAUUAUUUCUUAUAAUUUUGUGAAUAUUUGAAAACUUAAUUUUUAUGUCUUUCGUUUCUUGAAAAAUUAACGCCACUUUUAAAUGAAAAAAAAAAGUUUUUGAAAUUCUGAUGUUUAAAAAUAAAUAAUUUACUGUUUCAAAAUUUUUUAUUAAAAUAUCAAUUUUGCAAAAAAUAUUGAUACUUUUCUGCUUGUUUCAUCAGAAAAAUUUUUCAAAAAUUUCACUGUUUCAAAAUUAUUUGAAUAUUUUUUUAUUUCUCACUAUUUUUUAUUGAUGUCGAUCAUUGUCAAAAAAAAUCGUGAAUUCUCAUAGAAGCAUGUUUUCUUGACUAGGAAAUUUUCAAAAAAUUUUACUGUUUCAAAAUUAUUUUUUAUAUAAUUUUGUGAAUAUUUGAAAAUAAUUUUUCCAUUCGAUAUGAUAAAAAAUGAAAAAUAGUUUUUUUUUAUGAAAAUUGGAUUUUUCCAAAGCCCAAAAUUCACCCUAAAAUAUUUUCAAAAAUUCACUGUUUCAAAUAUUUUCUUUGAAAAUUUCAAAAAUUGGAAAAUUCAAUACAUUGCGAUCGAACAAGAACAUUUCUCCAAUAUGUUUUUGAACAGAUUCGGGUUUGUUUAGUGCGAAAAUUUGUAUUUUUCAUGAAAAUUGAACAAUUUUGACACAAAACUUGAGAUUUUUCUAGAUUUUCCAGUCAGAUAAAAUUUAAAAAAUGUCACUGUUUCAAAAUUUUUUCUUAUAAUUUUGUGAACAUUUGAAGGUGUUUCUAGAAAUAAAGAAAUUGCGGAGAAAAAAUGAUUUUUGAAAUUUUGAAGUAGUCUUGAAAUUCGCUAGGCUGGUUAAAAUUUACUGUUUCAAAGUUUUUUUAUUAAAAUUCUAAUUUUGCAAAAAUGUGGAUUUCAUUUCUGCUUCUAACAAUCAGAAAAAUUUCGUUGAAAAAUUCACUGUUUCAAAAAUAUUUGAAUAUUUUUUCAUUUUUCACUAUUUUUGAUACAGUAGUUGUCGAUUAUUGCCAAAAAAAAAAACCAACAUCUUGAAUUCUCAGAGAAGCAUGUUUUCUUGACUAGGAAAUUUUCAAAAAAUUUCACUGUUUCAAAAUUAUUUCUUAUAAUUUUGUGAAUAUUUGAAAAGAAUUUUUCCAUUCGAUAUGAUAAAAAAUGAAAAAUAGUUUUUUUUGUUAAAAUUGGAAUUUUGACCUAAAAUUUUAUGAAAAUUGGAUUGUUUCAAAGCCCAAAAUUCACCCUAAAAUAUUUUCAAAAAUUCACUGUUUCAAACUUUUUCUUUGAAAAUUUCAAAAAUUGGAAAAUUCAAUACACUGCGAUCUAACAAGAAUAUUUUUCCAAUAUGUUUUUGAACAGAUUCGGGAUUGUUUAGUGCGAAAUUUUGUAUUUUUCAUGAAAAUUGAAAAAUUUUGACCCAAAACUUGAGAUUUUUCUAGAUUUUUCAGUCAGAUAAAAUUUCAAAAAAAUUUACUGUUUCAAAAUUUUUUCUUAUAAUUUUGUGAACAUUUGAAGGUGUUUCCAGAAAUGAAGAAAUUGCGGAGAAAAAAUGAUUCUUGAAAUUUUGAAGUAGUCAUAAAAUUCUCUCAUAAAUAAUUUUUUACUGUUUCAAAACUGUUUAUUGAAAUAUCAAUUUUGCAAAAAUAUUGAUACUUUUCUGCUUGUUUCAUCAGAAAAAUUUCGUUGAAAAUUUCACUGUUAAAUUAUUUGAAUAUGUUUUCAUUUUUCAUUAUUUUUGAUAGAUGUCGAUCAUUGUCAAAAAAAACAUCGUGAAUUCUCAGAGAAUUUAAUUUUUAUAUAUUUAUUUUAAGUUUUUUCUUUGAAAAAAAAUUUACUGUUUCAUUGAAUGUUUUUCUAAUUUUUACAAUUUUUGAUAAGUCCUCUUUCAAUUUUCUCGAAAAAAAAUCGUGAAUUUUCACAAAUUUUUAUUUAUUUAUUUUUUUUUUUCAAAAUUUACUGUUUCAAAAUUAUUCUAAUAAUUUUUAAAUAUUUCACUGUUGUUGAUAUUUCUAUUUGACCAAUACAUCGUGCAAAGUGAAAAAAAUUACAAAUAGAAAUUUACUGUUUCAAAACUUGUAUUUCAAUUUUUCUACAGUUUCAAAAUUUGCUUUAUUCAAAGCACAUGAUCGAAUAAGUUCCAGACUGAAAACAAUUCUGAUUUUUCAUCUAAGUUGAACAUUUGCUUAAAUUAAAAAUAUUCACUGUUUCAAAAUAUUUCUUGUUCCAGCAAUCCCGUCGUGAAUCAGUGCUAGAAGCUUUGGACACUGCUCGACCCGCUUCGACUCUUGGCGGACCUCCAAAUAUAUUUGUCACCACUGAUGAUUGUGGUGAUCCUAUUGGUGGAAAUGUGAGUUUUUUCGUUUUUUUUGAAUUGAGCGCAAUACAGAAUAAUUAUAGAAAUUCGAAAUUCUUUUGAUGAAUUUUUGAAACAGCAAAAAUUUUUUGUUGAAAAUUUUACCAAAAAACAAUAAAAAUCGAUAAAUUUUAAUUAAAAAAUUAGCUGAAAAUUGGAUUUUUCAUAUUUAAAGCUUUAUUUUUUAUUGAGAAUUUUUAUUGAUAAAAAAUUCUGAAAAAUUCAAAAAAUCAUUUUCAAUGGUAAAAUCUGUGCCAGGCUUGCAGAAAUGGGCGGAGCCUAAUUUUCCUGGGAUUUUUGGUAUCAAAACUCUUGAAAUUUCAAGCUCUCCCCGAUUUUCUGCAAUCCUGGCACACAAAAAUGGGCGGAGCCUAAUUUUCCUAGGAUAUUUGGUAUCAAAAUGCUUGAAAUUUCAAGAAAUUUUGUUUUUUUGCAAUCCUGGCACAAAAAAAUGGGCGGAGCCUAAUUUUCUUAGGAUGUUUGGUGUCAAAAUGCUUGAAAUUUCAAGCUCUCUCCGAUUUUCUGCAAUCCUGGCACAGAAAAAUGGGCGGAGCUUAAUUUUCCUACGAUGUUUGGUGUCAAAAUGCUCCAAAUUCUGAGAUUUUCAUCAUUUUCAACCCGAAAUCCACCAAAUUCCUCUUUCAGUUCCUUCAAAUGCCACGAAAAGAUCGUAGUUGCUCAUGGAGUGGUCGACCACUUUGGAUGGAAGUUGCCGAAGCGACACGUGUCAAAGUGCCCCAUACAUUUCAAAUUCACAGCUACAAACGGCCCACAGUAUGCCAGUUUUGUAAAAAGUUGUUGAAGGGUUUGAUUCGACAGGGAUUGCAGUGUAAAGGUGAGUGUUUUGGGGUGGAAAUUGCUGAAAAUUGUGAUUUUUGACCUGAAAUUUGUCUGCAAAUCGUGAUUUUGAGCCCAGAAAUCGCUGAAAAUAGUGGUUUUUGACCUGAAAUCGCUGAAAAUCGUGAUUUUUACCCCAAAAAUCGCUGAAAAUCGUGAUUUUAAGCCCAGAAAUUGCUGAAAAUCGUGAUUUUCAGGCCAGAAAUCGCUGAAAAUUGCGAUUUUUAACCUGAAAUUCACCUAAAAAUCGAUAUUUCUUGCAGAUUGCAACUAUAAUUGCCACAAAAAGUGUAGUGAAUUGGUGGCGAAAGAUUGUCCUGGAAACACUGCUCAAUCCAAUCCCGCUUCCUAUUAUUUGGACACGGCUGAUGAUGGUGAGCUCCGGGGCACAAAAUGACCCGAAUUUUGGGAUUUUUGAGCAAAAAUGAGCUCGGGAACUUGAAAUUUGGAGAUUUUUGGGUUAGGACUACUGAAAAUGCGUCAGCUGAUUUGUUUUGGUGCAAUUUUUGUAGAUUUAUAGUGAUCUACCAGAAAAGCGUCAGCGAAUGGCGUAUUUUCCAUAGCCUUCUAAAAAUACGCCAGCAAAAGUACUUACUGGCGUGUUUUUGGUAGGUUACUUAAAUCACGUCAAUGGAAAUAUUUGCUGACGCAAAUUUUGUAGGUUUCAAAAAUUCAAGGGUACAAAAAAUGUGCCAGCAAAAAUAUAGCUCUUUGUUGACGAAAUUUUUGUAACCUACUAAAAAUACGCCAGCAAAACAUUAAGCUGACGUAUUUUUGUUAGGCUACACAAAAAUACGUCAGCUAUACUAUUCACUGACGCAAUUUUUGCACCUCAAAAAACCCGGGCCUCUACUGACUAAAUGUUAACCUACAAAAAAUACGUCAGCAAAACUAUAUGCUGACGUAGUAUUUCUCCUACCAAAAAUGCGUCAACCCAUCCCUCAUUGACGCAUUUCUGGUCAAAAUUUCUCACAGGAAUGUGUGUUUCGGCAAGUAUGGAUAAUAUGAAACUAUUUUCCAACACGGCAUCGAAAAAUGGUAUUUUUCAGCACAUUUUUUUUCUCAUUUCAAGCACUAUAUGAUUUUUCAAAAACACCACCAUUUUUUUAAGUUUUACUAACUUUUUAGCUAUAAUUUUCAGCCAAAACCCAGUAUUUUCAGCCAAAAAUCCCAUAUUUUCAGCGUCUGAUGAGCGAGAAGAUGAGACUUGUCUACGAGCCCAAACACCGAAGAAAAAAGCGCAAAAUGUGCCGAGUGCCCCGAUGACUGGCGCUGAAAAACAGGCUGAAAUUCGACCGGAAUUCAAGGCUGAAAUUAAACAAGCUGAAAUUGCUGGGGGAAUUGUGGUAGCGGCUGAAAAUGCGAGUUUGCAAAGUCCGGAAGAGGAUGGAGUGUCGGCGGAAAGUCAGAAUAUCCCAUUGAUGCGUGUUGUGAUGUCGGUCAAACAGAUGAAACGAAAAAAUGCCAAAAUUUUGAAGGAAGGAUGGAUUGUGCAUUUUACCGAUCAACAGAAUAUGGUAGGGGAUUUUGAGCUAGAAAUUUGGAAAUUUCAGAUAUUUUUAGCCUAAAAAUUUCUAUAUUUUUUCACUGUUUCAAAACUGAUUAUUCGAGUGUAUUAUUAAAAAAAUGCAGGAAUCGAAUUUUUUCAAGAUUUUCUGAAACAGUGAAUUUUUAUCUCAAAAAUUGAAAAUUUAUUUUCAGCUUUAAAAACUUGCUCAAAAAAAUUCCACCUUGAUUUUUAAUCCGAAAAAGUUUGAAUUUUUAGCGGAUUUUCAGUUUCUGGAAAGUUUUCUUUUGAAAAAAUUUCCAAUUUUUUUCACUGUUUCAAAGUUUUGUUAUUGAAACAUUGAAUUUUUGGAAUUUUGAUAAAUGUCUAUUGAACCAUAGUUCUGGUAAAUUUUCAGCAUAUUGAUUUUUGAUAGCUCAAGCUGAAAGUUUUGAGUUCUGCGAGGGAAUGAAAGCGAAAAUGUGUAGGAAUCGGAAAUUUUUUAAGAUUUUCUGAAACAGUGAAUUUUUUUACUCGCAGGAAAUUAAUACAGUUUGGACCCUAUGUAUAUUGAAAUCAUUCGAAAUUUCGAAAAUAUUCCAUUUUUUUGAAACAGUGAAUUGUUCUUUUGAAAAAAUUGAAAAUUUAUUUUCAGCUUGAAAAAGUUGCUGUUCAAUUAUAACAGUAUUUUCAGUUUUCGGAGAUUUUUCUAUUGAAAAAAAUUUCUAAUUAUUUUCACUGUUUCAAAAUGUUGUUAUCAAAAAAUUGAAUUUUUUGGAAUUUUGAUAUAAACUUUCUUGUGUGAUCUUAAUUCUACUAAAUUUUCAGCGUUAAAAAAAUUGCUCAAAAAAUUCCAUAUUGAUUUUUAAUCUGAAAAAUGUUGAAUUUUGAUAGUAUUUUUAGUUUUCGGAGAUUUUUCUUAUGAAAAAAUGUCUAUUUUUUUCACUGUUUCAAAAUUUUGUUAUUGAAAAAUUGGAUUUUUUGGAAUUUUGAUCUCUUAUACUUUUGGUAAAUUUCCAGCUUUAAAAAAAUUGCUCAAAGGUUAUUGGUUACAAAAAAAAAUUACACCUUGAUUUUUAAUAGCUCAAGCUGAAAAUUUUGAAGCGAGGAUUUUCAGAGAAUAAAUCUGAAUUUCAUUGGAUUUUUGAGCUUAAAAUUUUUGAGCAUUUGAUCUAGAUGACGUAUUGAAAAUGUGCAGGAAUCGAAAAUUUUUGAAGAUUUUCUGAAACAGUGAAUUUUUUUUACUCGCAGAAAAUUCAAACAGGGUUCCAACCAGUAUUAAAAUUAUUCAAAAUUUCGAAAAUAUUCAAUUUUUUUGAAACAGUGAAAUUUUUCUCUCCAAAAUUGAACAUGCUUCAAAAAAUCUCUCAAAUUGAAAAAUUUUGAAUUUUGAUAGUAUUUUUAGUUCGCGGAGAUUUUUCUUUUGAAAAAAUUUUUUUAACUUUUUUCACUGUUUCAAAAUUUUGUUAUUGAAAAAUUGGAUUUUGAAUCAGUAUUAUAAUCAUUGGAAAUUUCAAAAAUAUUCAAUAUUUUUUUCGAAACAGUGAAUUUUUAUCCAAAAUUGAAAAUUUAUUUCCAGCAUGAAAAAAUUGCUCAAACUAAUUUCCACAUCAAUUUUCAGCCCAGAAAUUUGAAGAUUUUGAGGCUAAAAAAGUUUGUGGAUAAUUUCUUUUGAAAAAUGUCUAAUUUUUUUCACUGUUUCAAAAUUUUGUUAUUGAAAAAUUGAAUUUUUUGGAAAUUUGAUUUUCGUUCAACAUUUGGAAUGGUAAAUUUUCAGCUUUAAAAAAUUGCUCAAAAAAAUUCCACCUUGAUUUUUAACCUGAAAAAAAUGUGUAGGAAUCGGAAAUGUUUCAAGAUUUUCUGAAACAGUGAAUUUUUUUUUUCCAGCGCAAAAAGCACUUUUGGCGUCUCGACACAAAAAGCAUCAUAAUGUAUCAGGAUGAGAGUUCGACAAGAUAUUACAAGGUACAGUAAUCCCACAGUACCCCCUACAGUACCCCCCAUUGAUUUUUCUUCAGGAAAUUCCGCUCAACGAAAUUUUGGCCAUUCAUAUUCCGGCUCAACAUUUGGAAAAUCGGCCGGCUACGCAUUUAUUCGAAAUUCAGACACAGGCUACGAUUUAUUAUAUACGUGAGUUUUAAGGGCUUUUAAGGGGCUUAGGGUGAAUUUUGGGUAAAAAUAAGGUAAAAAUUGGGCUUUUAGGCCCUAUUUUAGGCCUAGAAGGUUUGUUUUUAGGCCUGUUUAGGCCCCUUCUCUCUCAAAUAUUUAUGAUGAACCUUGAAAAGGUUAAAGUACCGGAAAAAAUCUGGUUUUUUUGCAUGUCAAAAUGUGGUUUUUUCGCUGUUUGUUUGCUCAGUUUAUUCCCCUUUUUUUGACAGUUUUUUGUGUUGCGCAGCAAUUUUUUCUCGAAAAUUUUCAGGGUCAGAUUUCGUUUUUUUUUUCUUUUUUGACAAAGUUUUGUCUCAUUUUGAAACUAGAAUGUAGUUUGAUCAUUUCACAUUUGAAUAAUAAUUAGGGCGAAUUUCUCUUUUUUCUUUAAUUUGCAUAUUUUUUUUCUGUGUAGGUUUUCUGAAUCUUUAAAAUUUUGGCCCGAAAAUUGUAUUUUAAAAAAUUCCACGUGGCAAAAAAUUUUCGGUUUUGAACCAGAAGAAAAUCCAAAAUUUUUCACUGUUUCAAAAUUUCUCAAUAAAAAAUUCGGUUUUUGUGAAUUUUGAUAGAUCUGGGGAGUAGGAAAUAACAUGAGCAAUGUUUGGAAUUUUAACGAAAAAAAAAUAAAAAUUUUGAAACCUACAGUAGCGGCAAAAAAGAAAUGCACUAACUGUUUUUGAUGGAUAAAGUCACUAAAACAGCCCGAAAAUGUUGGAAACUUUUCUAGGGUUAUUUUUUACGCUGAUUCACACUAUUUCAAUCAUUCAGAUGUAUUUGGCAUCACUUCUGAAGGUUGAAUUGGACCAAAAUCAAAAAUCCGAUUUUUUCAGAUUUUCAACUUUUGAAAAAUUUCCCUUGUGACUGUCCUAAAAUGGUGAUAUUUGGGUGGUAAUUGAUUUUUAUUCAUACAAUACCAUCCCAACACUUGAUUUGACUUCAUAUGUUGAAGUUCCAAUCAUGAAAAAUAAUGUUAGAUGUUGUCGAUUCAGCGAUAUCUCAAAUCGAGAAAUCUGAAGGUUUUGACAUGAUGAAUCAUAUUUAUCGUGUGAUUUUUGACGGAAAUACUUUUUUUCAUUCAAUUUAUCAAUUUUCUACCAAAACUGAACAUUUUUAUCAAGUUUGGGGCCAUUCCGAUCUUCAUCGUUGGUCCGAUGUUGUCGUAGAUCUUGAUUUCAGUAACACCCUGAACUUCUAAACAUCGUUUUUAUUGCCUAAAUUCACACUCAAAGGACUCAGGUACAUUAUCUGAUUUGUUUCAAUCCACAAACUUGCCUUCUUCGAGACUUACCAGGCUGAAAAUGAAAAUUUUCAGUUUUUCAAUGGUUUUUACACUAUUUUUUCAUUGAUUGUGCUAAUUUCGUCUGAUGUGGUCCGACAUUGUUGAUCUCGCUUAUUUUGGUAUUUAAAACCAUAUUAGAUCAAUAGAGGGUCCUCUAAACUUUAGAAAAUAACACUAUUAAACAUCAUCCGAAAUUGUUGGAGGCUGUGAAAUCAAGAUCUACGACAACAUCGGAUCAAUGA
This is a messenger RNA of Caenorhabditis angaria, 36167 nucleotides long. NCBI's taxonomy places the organism in Eukaryota, Metazoa, Nematoda, Chromadorea, Rhabditida, Rhabditidae. The record is from the annotation of a GenBank genome assembly.